Gadus morhua (Atlantic cod) is the source of this 5747-nucleotide messenger RNA. It is a transcript of the gene grik4, whose product is annotated as glutamate receptor, ionotropic, kainate 4. The transcript is spliced from 21 exons. Gene Ontology annotation, biological process: monoatomic ion transport. The coding region runs from base 922 to 3834 and encodes 970 amino acids. Gene Ontology annotation, cellular component: membrane. The record is from RefSeq and is a predicted model, not a curated record. Gene Ontology annotation, molecular function: signaling receptor activity; ligand-gated monoatomic ion channel activity. Lineage: Eukaryota; Metazoa; Chordata; Actinopteri; Gadiformes; Gadidae.
GUGCGAGGAGAGAUACUUCGCUGUUGCACCGGCUGCUGCACCUCAAUUUUGCUCUGCAUCUUUUCUUAUUUUCUCACUGUAACGUCGAGAAUUGUACGUACCCACAUAGGCUAAUUUCAAUCGAGAAAUCGACCCGAUGUCUUUGGUGGUGGAAUACAGCAACAAGAAGCCCAACGAAUGGACGGACGUUGUGAGCGUUCGUCUGUGUUUCAGCGGGGUUAUAGAAGGAGUUGCAGAACCUUCGUUUUUGCUUUUGAGGGAUCUGGAUAGGAGAGGCAAGCCAGUUGAAAAGGACGAGAAUUCAUUUUAAAACACACACCGAUCGGAAAGAAAAACUCCGGUGUGCUUGGAAGGACAGGAUUUAUUAGAAGGGGGGGAAAGUGAGAUAUUUUCCAACUAGUGUACUUAUAUGCGGAUAUUUUUUGCGAGGGCGCUCCAAUGCCCCAUCGACACGAGCCAUCUGGUGUGUGAAUAGAACAGAAUAGGCAAACAGAGGUCUGCAAACAUCACUAAAAAGGUGGACUUUCUUGUGGGGGGGAUUGACGUCACAUCUUGCCCUUUCAUUAGUUUUUUCUCUAAGUCUCAUCGUGAAUGCAUACAAGGCAGAGGAAGAUCUGGACACAACUAGGGAGGAAUUGAACCCACCAGCUGGGUUACAGCACGGAAUCCUCCGUCCAGGCAGCGGACUCAAGCACGCUGCUCUGAACUAUACAGAGGAUUCAUCCCGAGACAAACCCGCAGAGGAGACGCUGGUCCCCGGAUCAGGAUGAGGAGCAGCAGAACCUGAGUGGCCUCCUCAAACAACCACAUCUGAGGACCCCGCCCAUGCUUCAAGAUGGAUUAAUACCCUGAACGCUCACCGCCUCAAAGGUGGCUGUGAUAGGGGCACCCCGGGGCAGGACCCAUGAAGAGUCAUAGAAAAUGCUCCCAACCUGGGCGGCUCUGCUCUUCUUAGCCAUGUGGGGGAGAAGCGCCUUUGGUGGCCCGCUCGCCUUCAGAAUAGCCGCCAUCCUCGAUGACCCAAUGGAGUGCAGCAGAGGUGAGCGUCUGGCCAUCACGCUGGCCAAAGACAGCAUCAACCGCAACAGCAACCGCUCCACCACCGGGAAGCUGGAGGUGGAUAUCUUUGAACUGCUCCGGGACAGCGAAUAUGAGAUGGGGGAGACAAUGUGUCAGAUCAUGUUUAAAGGGGUGGUGGCAGUCCUCGGCCCCUCCGCUAGUCCUGCCUCCAACUCCAUCAUCAGCAACAUCUGUGGCGAGAAAGAGGUGCCGUACGUGAAGGUGGCUCCUGAGGACAUUCUGAAGGUGCAGUUCCCCCGGUUCACCACCCUGGACCUGAGGCCAACCAACACCGACAUCAGCCUGGCGGUGGCGGGCCUGCUCACCUUCUUCAACAGUACCACCGCAUGCCUGAUCUGUGCUCAGUCCGACUGCUUAUUGAACCUGGAGCGGCUCCUCCGCCAGUUCCUGAUCUCCAAGGAGACUCUGUCGGUGCGCAUGCUGGACGACAGCCAGGAUCCCACCCCUCUGCUGAAGGAGAUCCGCGACGACAAGACCGCCACCAUCAUCGUGGACGCCAACGCCACCAUGUCACACAUCAUCCUCGAAAGGGCCUCGGAGCUGGGUAUGAUGUCGGUCUACUACACCUACAUCUUCACGUCUCUGGAGUUCCCUCUGCUGCGAUUGGAUGACGUGGCGGACCAGAGGGUCAACAUAGUUGGAUUUUCGGUCUUUAACAGAACCCACCCCUUCUUCCAGGACUUCCUGCUCAGCCUCAACAGAUCUUGGCAAGAGAACUGUGACCACGCUCCAUUCGCUGGCACACCGCUCUCCUCUGCGUUGCUGUUUGACGCGGUGCAUGUGGUGGUGGCUGCGGUACAGGAGCUGAACCGCAGCCAGAACGUGGGCGCCACAAUGCUGUCCUGCAAGACCUCCAAGAUCUGGGAGCACGGCACCAGCCUGAUGAACUACCUGCGGAUGGUAGAGUUGGAAGGACUGACGGGGCACAUUGAGUUCAACAGCAAAGGCCAGCGGUCCAACUACGCUCUGAGGAUCAUGCAGAACGGCAAGGACGGCCUCAGGCAGAUUGGCCAGUGGCACUCUGAAGAUGGUCUCUCCAUGGAGAGAAAGCUUCCCUCCAUCAACGUAACAGAGACCCUCUUCAACACCACCCUCACCAUAACCACCAUAUUGGAGAACCCGUACGUGAUGCUGCGGCCAAACCACCAGGCGCUGGAGGGCAACGAGCGCUACCAGGGCUUCUGCGUGGACAUGCUGAAGGAGCUGGGCGACAUCCUCAAGUUCAAGUACCGCAUCCGGCUGGUGGGGGACGGCCACUACGGGGUCCCCGGGGCUAACGGCACCUGGACCGGCAUGGUGGGGGAGCUCAUCUCCAGAAAAGCCGACCUGGCCGUGGCCGGUCUGACCAUCACGGCGGAGCGGGAAAAGGUCAUCGACUUCUCCAAGCCCUUCAUGACCCUGGGCAUCAGCAUCAUGUACCGUGUCCACCUGGGUCGCAGGCCCGGCUACUUCUCCUUCCUGGACCCCUUCUCCCCGGGGGUGUGGCUCUUCAUGCUGCUGGCCUACCUCGCCGUCAGCUGCAUCCUCUUCCUGGUUGCCAGGCUGACGCCGUAUGAGUGGUACAACCCCCACCCAUGUCUGAAGGGCCGCUGUAAUCUGCUGAUCAACCAGUACUCCCUGGGGAACAGCUUCUGGUUCCCCGUGGGCGGCUUCAUGCAGCAAGGCUCCACCAUCGCACCGCGGGCUUUGUCCACGCGCUGCGUCAGCGGAGUGUGGUGGGCCUUCACCCUGAUCAUCAUCUCCUCGUACACCGCCAACCUGGCGGCCUUCCUGACGGUGCAGAGGAUGGAAGUGCCCAUCGAGUCAGUGGACGACCUGGCCGACCAGACGGCCAUUGAGUACGGCACCAUGCACGGCGGCUCCACCAUGACCUUUUUCCAGAACUCCCGCUACCAGACGUACCAGCGCAUGUGGAACUUCAUGCACUCCAAGCAGCCCAGCGUGUUCGUCAAGAGCACCGAGGAGGGCAUCGCCCGCGUGCUCAACUCCAACUACGCCUUCCUUCUGGAGAGCACCAUGAACGAGUACUACCGCCAGAGGAACUGCAACCUGACGCAGAUAGGAGGCCUGCUGGACACCAAGGGCUACGGCAUCGGGAUGCCCCCAGGCUCAGUGUACCGGGACGAGUUUGACCUGGCCAUUCUGAAGAUGCAGGAAGACAAUCGUCUCGAAAUCCUCAAGAGGAAGUGGUGGGAAGGCGGCAAGUGCCCAAAGGAGGGGGACCAUCGCGCCAAAGGGUUGGGCAUGGAGAACAUUGGUGGCAUCUUCGUGGUGCUGGUCUGCGGCCUGCUGGUGGCCAUCUUCAUGGCGGUGCUGGAGUUUAUGUGGAUGAUGAGGCAGACGCCCGUCACGGAGCAGUCCAUGUGUGAGGAGAUGCUGCGGGAGCUGCAGGGCAUCGUCCUGUGUCGUGACAGCCUGCAGGUGAGGCGCCGGCGGGGCGCGUCCAUCCUGAGGCCGCGGCCCCUCCCCCUGGAGGAGCGCCGGGCACGGACCGCCGCCGCCGCCGCCAGCCUCAGCAACGGCAAGCUGUGCGGGGGCACCGGGCUGGCAGAGCCCCCCCUCUCCCACAGACUGGCCCAAGAGGCGGCGCUGGUGGCCCGGGGCUGCAGCCACAUCCGCAUCUGUCCCGAGUGCCGACGCUUUCAGGGCCUCAGGAUGAGGCCUCCGGGGGCCACGGGCGCCCUGCCCUCCCCGACACACAGCGACGAAAGCAUAGAGUGGGACAAAACCACCAAUAGCAGUGAACCCGAAUGAGCCACACCAAACACUGUGUGCUGCUGGCGUAACCACACAACAACACAUGUCCUGGACUCUAGCUCACCCCCCCCCCACCCCCCCACCCCCACCCUUCAACACCCAACCCCCACCCAUCCAGUUGUCAACUUUACAGGGAUUUAAACAUCACCUGGUACACAGCUGUCUCUGAGAUUGAUUUCACGGACUAGGACCUUCCUGCGGGGAUUUCUAGCUCAUUAAGGCAUCGUCCGGUAAUGAACCCUGGAAUAUUCUCGCCGUUUUCCUCCUCCUUUUGAUCGAGGAUUGAGGGUUCGGGGGGGGGGGGGCGGACUUGGGGUAUUUAUACCUUCGACAAGAUGUAUCAGUCAUCCCUGUCCGAUAGAGAAAAGACUCAACUGAAGCGUGUGUAUCCAUGUGGACCGUCUGUUGGCCGUCUCUCUUACAUCGACUUGGCAGGAAACAGACUGUUGGGUAUUUGUACUACGCAGUAUUUUUCAGCCAUGUUUCAUUGUGCCGUUUUGUUUUCUUUUUGUAUUCUUGCCCCUCCUCUGUUGUUGCCGUACUGAUGAUUGUUCUUCUAUUGCUCUUCGAUAGACUCUUCAAAAAAACUUUUUAAUCUAGAGACUUAGAAGGUGUACUGCCUCUGGGGAGCUGCAAAAGAACACGUUGAAUAAACAAAUGAUGAAAAAACCCUAGGUCCUUCUUUAGAUACUUUUACUUUGAAAGUGCCAAAAACCAUGUGGAUAUCAGGAGGGGGCCCCACAGCCUUGUUAAAACAGCAAAGAGAACGCUGAAGCGAAUAGACAUGGACUUGUUUUAUAGUAGGGACUAUUCUACGGACAAAAAAAUGUUUUAAUUGUAAUCAUCUCUGAAAGACAGCGAUGCAUGUCAUAGGCCUUGGCAGUAAAUCACAGAGUGAUUUCUAUUUUCGAGGGUGGUCAAAGUGUGAGUAUUAGCAUUCCUAACUGGUGGGAAGGUUUUCUUUGUUAUACACAUUCUUUGUGUACACACACUCACACAACCAUACACACACAUACUGCACAUACAUUCAUACUGCAUACAAUGUUGAAGGCAUUUAUGUUCCGUUGUUCUAUGGGUUAUACUUGUUUGGUUUAUUUACUUUAUCACAAAAAUAUUUCUUCUUAAACAAGACCACUCGAUCCCUGAUGUUGCUUUUUUAAUACUAUUCAUAUUUUUAAAAAGGAAACAUUAAACUUCUGGUCAAUUGUGGACAUAAGAAGCACUUUUCUUGAUUGUUUCGAAAUGUCAAGGCAGUUAAGCCUUUAUGGAAAGUCACGCUACAGUCCCUGUCACAGAUUAGUGGUGGGACGCCACUCUGCAAACGCUUUACUGGUGCAAAGCUAAGAACCAAUUUUCACAGGAUUACAAUCUGAUCUUCUCCAGAGUGUCAACGUUAUUGCAUCAUUAUUUAGAAUUAAAGGAAUGAUUCAAGUAUUAACUUCUUGAGAGCUCUUGAAAUCAUAAUGCAGGAAAGUAAAAUGUUUUACAUUUGUUUUACUUGUAGACUUCCUCAGACUCUUUCCUGAGGUAUUGAGAACAAAGCACCGGUAGAAACCAUCUCCAAAUAUAUUUUUAUGGCGCCGGGUCAGAAAUUAACGAGGACCUUAAGGGUCCAGUAAAAUUCAAAAAAGAUGCCCAUCAUAUAAAUGAUAGCAUGGUCUGGUGACGCCACAUUUUGCCUGUGGUUAGAAUAACAAAGGUCAAAAGAUGCCUUAGGAAUUCAAAUCCAGUGACAAAAAGAUUAUAUUCAAAUCCAGUGCCACAGACAUACAGGACAUUUGGAAUUUCUGACAGGUCAGCGUGCAUGCUGCCUAUGGGGGGAGCCAGCAGCCAUCCGUUCAUCCAGACAUUGCCUGUGUGUGUUUGUGUGCAUGUGUGCGUGCAUGCGUGUGUGUGUGUGUGUGUGUGUG